Messenger RNA from Paramacrobiotus metropolitanus, 1525 nucleotides. RefSeq lists its product as uncharacterized. The record is from RefSeq and is a predicted model, not a curated record. Gene Ontology annotation, molecular function: protein binding. Lineage: Eukaryota; Metazoa; Tardigrada; Eutardigrada; Parachela; Macrobiotidae. The transcript is spliced from 3 exons. The coding region runs from base 134 to 1303 and encodes 389 amino acids.
UCACCUGUUGCGACGGCAAUAUUGCAUGCGCAGUAAGCUUUCAGGAGUCACAAAAAAUAGCGGCCACCUGCAUUUCGAGAAUCUUAUACAAUUUUACCCUUUCUCAAGCUUUGUGAUUUCAAUCUUGUGAGAGAUGGCGAUUAAGUUUUUAUGUGUGGAAGCGGCAUUGAUGUGCUGGCUGUCUCUCGGCGCUGCACAGUUGCCGCAUUCUGGUUGCACCUUCACAUCGGAAGGCCUGCUGAGCUGCAGUGUCGUGGAUAUUGUCAUUCCCACCAAUUUCGAUGUGAACCGCAUCCCGAUGUCCACGCAGAAACUGGUUAUCGGCGUGGAUCAAGAUCUGGAAGAAGUGAUCAUGAGUGCGCGGACCACUCCCCUGCCAGCCAGCCUGGGGGCGCUGCGCGAGGUGACACUUUACGGCGUCAACAGCUAUUCCGACGACGUCAAUCAGGCCGGAGUGGCGAUCCCCUUUCUGUCCAACGUCCGCGGCAAUUUAACGUACCUCAAUCUGAAAUACUCGUUUAUGGGAAAUUUAAGCGCAGAGGCGUUCCAAGGAUUCGCCCGGCUGGAGCGGUUGAGCUUGAAGACCUGCCAAAUUCAGACCGUGGAUGUACGAGCGCUGAGUGGGUUGGCAUCGUUGCGGGAGAUCGAUUUGUCGGGCAAUCUGCUGGUCACGUUUGACUGGGCGGCUUUUGAACCGGUAGCAAACAUUCUUGAGCACAUCGAAAUCACCGGAAUUACCUCUCUGAAAACCUUAACAAAUAGCCGCACCUUCACUUUCAACAACCCGAUCUCCCGCCUUCACAUCGACGGAUGGCUCCUGGACUUCCCAUCCAAAACCGUCUUGGACACCAUUUCCAGCAAUGCUACGUCGCGCAUCUACUUGAUGUCCCCUCGAUUCUGUUGGGCGGAUCCACAGAUAUCCUGCUCGUGCUGUCAGGCCAAGGACACCGUCAACUGGGUCCACCGGCUGAUGCAGGGUGCCACGCGUCCCGAUAUUUUCCACCUGUACUGCGGGGGGCGCUCGUGGCAAGCCAACGCCACGACAGCGGAUCUGCCGGAUGGCAAUCAGUACGGUUGCUGUGUGAAUGAUACUGUGAGCAACUGUAUCACGAGCCUGGUGCCCACGAAACCGACCUCCGCGACGACGGCAGCGCCGACGAGUGGAACAACGCUGAACACGACUAAGCCGACGGAUGCGACUAACCCGGGCGGUGCGGCGGCCAGUCAGAGAGCCGCAAGCGGAAUCGUGCUGCUUUUUAGUGUGAUGUCUAUGAUUAAGUGUGGGUUAUUCGGGCAAAAUUAAUUUCCGCAUGAUGACCUGCAUCAACGCCCUGCGUUUUUAAUAAAUCACAACUCUUUUUAAUAUAUAUUUUGGAGCAUAUCUACUUUCACAAUGAUUUUGAUUGAGUUUUAAAUAAACCGCUGCGCCUUGUUACGGUGGGUGCGGUCUGAAAGGUGUGCUACAGAAUUAGUUUUGGGUUUUGGAAAGUGAUUAUUUAUUACCAAAGUAAAACCGAUCGCAGUA